Messenger RNA from Epinephelus moara (kelp grouper), 4670 nucleotides. It is a transcript of the gene abcg2d, whose product is annotated as ATP-binding cassette, sub-family G (WHITE), member 2d. The transcript is spliced from 16 exons. NCBI's taxonomy places the organism in Eukaryota, Metazoa, Chordata, Actinopteri, Perciformes, Serranidae. The record is from RefSeq and is a predicted model, not a curated record. Gene Ontology annotation, cellular component: plasma membrane. Gene Ontology annotation, molecular function: ATP hydrolysis activity; ABC-type transporter activity; ATP binding. The coding region runs from base 471 to 2474 and encodes 667 amino acids.
UGAAUUACUAAGCUCACGAAACUUGGCCAACUUGUGUACUCCAUCAUAAUCUGCAAUAAUACUGGUUUAUGUUCAAAAUUAUUUUAAGUCUGCUCUGCUCUUCCAAGCAGUGAUAAUGUAAUUAGACAGAUAAAAACUGUGAUAAACUCUCUUUGAUAAGUUGCACAUCUGUAGUAUGUUGCAUAAGUCUACCCAAAGGUUUCUCAAACUGAACAGAAAUGUUACAGGUAUGAAAAUAGACUGUCUCCAUUUUAAUCAUUUAUGUAUUUGUGAGUGGUAAAUAAAGGGUUAAACCUCUGUGCAGCUUGGUAGGAUCCCAGCUGAGUGUGUUACUGGAUGGUGAGGCACCUGUCCCUGCUGUCAUGAGCUGAUGUUAGUCAGCCUACACAGUUUCUCUGCACCAGCAGCACUCCUGAAGGCUGCAGCAGGAUCUCCGCACCAGCAGCCUUCUCACACUCACAGCCCGGAGAAUGGAGAGAGCCAAUCACAUCAACAUCGCAAUGAUAGAAGAUAUCGGCACCAACGGGACAACCAGGUCAAAGGUCGUCACAGCCAUGGACCAGAACAAGCAGCCGUGUGGCUCCACUGUGAGCUUCCAUAACAUCCAAUACAAAGUGCAGCUGAAGAGCGGCUUCCUCUGUAAACGGAAAACCAGUCUCAAGGACAUACUAGUUGACCUCAAUGGGAUUAUGAGACCGGGUCUCAACGCAAUUCUUGGACCUACUGGGAGUGGAAAAUCUUCAUUUUUGGACAUUCUGGCUGCAAGAAAGGAUCCAUCGGGUCUCUCAGGGGAAGUACUCAUUGACAAAGCACCACAGCCUCCAAACUUCAAGUGCCUCUCUGGCUAUGUGGUUCAGGAAGAUGUGGUCAUGGGCACCCUGACUGUGAGGGAGAAUCUGCGUUUUUCUGCAGCACUGCGGCUGCCCAGCUCUGUGCCUCAGAGUGAGAAGGAGGCUCGAGUCAACCACCUCAUUAAAGAACUGGGUCUCACCAAGGUGGCUGACUCCAAGGUGGGCACACAGAUGACUCGGGGAAUCUCUGGAGGAGAGAGGAAGAGGACAAACAUUGGCAUGGAGCUGAUUAUUGAUCCUUCAGUUCUCUUUCUGGAUGAACCGACCACAGGACUGGACGCCAGCACGGCUAACUCUGUCCUGCUGUUGUUGAAAAGGAUGGCCAGUCAUGGAAGAACAAUAAUCAUGUCCAUCCACCAACCACGAUACUCCAUCUACAGACUGUUUGACACUCUGACUCUGCUGGUGGGUGGUAAAAUGGUGUACCACGGACCAGCGCCAAACGCUUUGGACUACUUCGCCAACAUUGGCUUUCCCUGUGAGCCCCACAACAACCCAGCAGACUUCUUUUUGGAUGUUAUUAAUGGAGACUCCACGGCUACAACCAUGACCAAAGUGCACGGCUCAGAAGAUUUGGACUUUGAGGAUUUCAGUGGCUCCAGGCAGAGCAUCGAGGAGCGCCUGGUGGAGGAAUACAAGAACAGCAGCUACUCCAGCGACACGAGAGCUGAGCUGGACCGCAUCGUCCAGGAAAAGAAGUGUAUCUCAUGUUCAAAGUCCCGCACCAUCACCUACAACAGCUCCUUCUUCCACCAGCUACGUUGGGUUCUUAAGAGAACCUUUCAGAACCUCAUGCUGAACCCUCAAACAUCUGUGGCCCAGCUGGGAGUCCACAUUUUCCUUGCCCUCAUCGUAGGCGCCAUUUUCUUCGGGGUCAAAGACGAUCAGAGUGGUAUCCAGAACAGGAUGGGCGCCCUCUUCUUCAUCACAACCAACCAGUGUUUCAGCACUGUGUCUGCAGCUGAGCUCUUCAUCAUCGAGAGGAAACUGUUUGUGCAUGAGUACAUCAGCGGCUACUACAGAGUGUCCGUCUAUUUCCUCUCUAAGAUCCUGUCUGACAUCACUCUGCGCACCAUCACCUCCCUCAUCUUCAGCUGUAUAGUCUACUUUAUGAUCGGGCUUAAAUCCACCGCUGCAGCCUUUUUCGUCUUCACGCUGACAGUGACUCUGGUGGCCUACACAGCCACAGCCAUGACCAUGGCCAUCUCAGCUGACCAGUGUGUCGUGGCUCUUGCCAACAUUUUCAUGACCAUCACAUUUGUCUUCAUGAUGAUUUUCUCAGGUCUCCUGGUGAACCUGCCCAGCAUCAUGGAUUGGCUGGCCUGGCUGAAGUACUUCAGCAUUCCUCGCUACGGCCUCGCAGCUUUGAAGAUCAACGAGUUUGUGGGUUUGAAGUUCUGUGACGAGGCUGUGAUCCGAAACACCAACAUGUCGGCUACAGUGACAAACUGCAGUGUGAGCACAGUCGGCCUGACAUGUACAGGUGAGCAGUAUCUGGACUACCUGGGAAUAGAGUACACCACCUGGGGACUGUGGGAGAAUCACGUGGCUCUGACCGCAAUGACCUUCAUAUUCCUCAUCAUCGCUUACCUGAAACUCCGCUACAUCAAGAAGUUCACUUAAAUGUGUGAUUAUGUAUCUUUUAUUGUUGUCUUCAAGGAACCAGGCAGGUAGAUGUUCAAAAAGAAUUUCACCAGUAAAGGAAUAGUAUGACAUUUUGGGAAAGACACAUACCUUCUUUUUACAUGGAGUAAGAUGAGACGAUUGAUACCACUCUAUCAGGCCAGUUCACAGAACAGAUUGAGGAUAUUACGCAAGUGAUAUCACAGCGCAAACAUGCCCAUAAAGUCAUUUUAGGUAGUUGUUAUCAGGAUGCUGUGUGUUCAAGUGUUGAUUUUUCUGAUGCGUUUUGGUUUUAAUUAGAGGAAUUGACGACAGAUUGAUUGGCUAUGUGUGGUGACCGCGAUCGGUACUCAACAUAGCAGUGAUAGCUACUGUGCAGACUGUGGCUCCAAGUGAUGUCACCAGGGUAAGAUGGCAGUGGCUGUACCCGCGAUAUUUUGGCUUCAUUUUUGUACAGGGGGCGUUAAGUGGAGAUGCGGUGUCCAUCUUCAUAUCCAGUCUAUCGUUACCACGAACUUUCUGAAGAUGUUAAUAAUUUCACAUAAACUGCGUGUGGCUCUUAGAACUGAUUUUUGUGAACUGUUUUUCUAAUGAGGCUUUUUUGCAAUUUUCCACCAAAUAUAUCCAUAUUACCUAAUUCACAUACGUGCAAACAGAAAAGGAGCACCGAGUGUGGAGUGUGAGUGUGGGGCUAGAGCCAGGAGGCAGGAGGCAGUUAGCUUAGCUUAGCGUAAAGACUUAAAGCAAGGAGGAAACAGCUGACUGACUUAGUUCGAAGUUCAUUAACAGAUCUUCCACAGCUAAAGCUUACUCGUAUGUUGUUUGUUUAAUCAUUAUACAAACAGAAAUGUAAAAAGCACUUCUGCACAGCAUUUCUGUUGGUUGCCUGGAAACCUCACUGUGACAAUAAGACUCUGGGAAGUCACUGUGUCUGGCUGUCAUUUGCCAGGCAAUAAUUACAGCAUGUAUCUCAGUAUUAAAACACAGACUGCUGGUUUAGCUUUAGAGCGUAUUUUUUAACUUUGACAAGAGUCAGGCUAGCUGUUUGCCCCUGCCGCCAGUCUCUAUGCUAAGCUAAAGUAGCCUUAACACAAUGUUUACAUAUUAUCUCCUUAUAAAGUUGUUAUGGUGAACGUGUUAGCAAACAGUAGCCUGUUUACUCAUCCAGCAGUCUGCUGUGUCCAAAAGUCAUGGCAUGAGAGUCAACCAUAACAGUAAAGCUGCGUGACUUAAAACCAAAACCAAUUACUUUCUAACAAUGUGUUUCAUUCUUAAAUUAUAAAAAUGUUAAUUAGCUUUAAUUAGCAGUUUUAAUGAACAGAUAUGAGUAUUGAUCUUCUUAUCUUACUCUAAGCAAAUACACAAUUUUUCCCAAAAUGUCAAACUGUUUGAGUGUGUCUACGUUUUGCACUUAAAUACUUGGAUAUUCAGUACAGGUAAAAUACAUACCUGAAUGUAAACAUUAGCGUAACUGUCAUUGGUGAAAACCAUGUGUCUCUGAAAAACUUUUUAGGAGCUAAUAAUAACAGUGUUCUUUAUUUUUCACAGUGUUGAAGUGAUUUUAAAGCCCGACAGAGAGUUUUCUGACAGUCGUUUCAAGAUUUUCACACAACAUUGACGUGAUUAUGUGUGAUGUGUUUCUUAUUUAUGAAUAUUUACAUUUACCGUAUUAUUUUAAAAUCAGAUUAUGCCUUUUUUCAGUACUUUUGUAACUCAGUAAUCCUGAUUAUUCAACUUUUGUACAAUUACUGAAUUUUUCUUAACUGUAAUUGAGCGCUGAUUUUUUUUAAUUUUUUUUUUAAUAACUGUAGAUAUUGUAGAAAAAUAUAUCACAUACAUUGUUAGUAUGUGUAAUUUUUUGUUGUUACCAAAAAAAAGUCUGUACACACAUUUAUGUUCUGAUGCAGCUUUUUGAAAACAUGUAUAAACAUUUUCACUUAACGUCAGACUUUGCGUUUUUCUUUCAGUACGGUGUGUUCUGAUGUUGACAUACAGCAAUUGUAUGUAAGUGUCGGUAAAGUUUUGGAUAAUUAUUUUAUUUAAAAAAUACUUGGCAACACUUUACAGGUCUGUAAUUUCAGGAUAGUUUCCAUGGAAGUUUUCUUAAAGGGGUUCUUUCAACAACUAAUUAUAAACUAUAAACUUUAAAACUGCAGCUAAAUACAGCGACCAAAAUAACAUAAUUUUGUGUCUAUU